Molecule: messenger RNA, 2135 nt
Organism: Exaiptasia diaphana
Lineage: Eukaryota; Metazoa; Cnidaria; Anthozoa; Actiniaria; Aiptasiidae
Product: tripartite motif-containing protein 45
Exons: 2
Coding region: 1-2022 (673 amino acids)
Biological process (GO): positive regulation of DNA-templated transcription
Cellular component (GO): nucleoplasm; chromatin
Molecular function (GO): zinc ion binding; ubiquitin-protein transferase activity; protein binding
Source: RefSeq, a predicted model, not a curated record
AUGGCAACACUAUGCUUACUGUGUGGGAAAAAUUACAAAGACCCCAGAGUACUGCCUUGCUUGCAUUCUUUCUGUUUGCAGUGCAUAUCUGGUCUUUUUGAUACUGAAAAAAGCGACCAAUUAACGCCGCCUCUGUUUUGCCCAGCAUGCAACUACAAACUCAACAUUACACGAAAUGAAGUCCAAAAAUUACCAGAGAAUUUUGGAGUUACAAAUCUUCAACCAAUUUUGAAACUGCUCCCCAAUGGCGCCCAAAAUAAGUCAAAGAARCUGGAAUGCGAGAACUGUCAAGCGAAGAAAACUAUUGCAGUUAGCCGAUGCAACGACUGCUGUGUUUUUAUGUGUAGUUCUUGUGCUGAAGCACACAAAAGAAUCCAAGCUUUGCAGUCACAUUCUGUCAUUGCGAUCGAAGCCAUCAAGAGUGCAGACCCAAGAGAUCUUGCAAAGCAACUUUUCUGUCAAACACACGAAGACGAGCCUUUGAAGCUAUUCUGUGAAACCUGUAGCAUCCCUGUUUGCCGUGAAUGCACAGGUUUCGACCACAAAGACCAUAAUUACUGUAAAAUUGACCAAGUCAUCACCAAAGAGAAGAGAGAUAUUGCAUUUUCUAUCAACGACGCAAGUUUUAAGAUACCUGUGUUAGAAAAAACAUUGUUUGCUGUCAAAAACAUGCAGAUCAGAGUGAAGAAGAAAUCUAUAAGUGUGGAAAAAGAUGUCGAUGCAUUCAUUGACACUCAGAUAAGAAUUCUUCAGCAAAUACGUUCAGAGUUGAAAACCGGAGUCGGUACGGUUACAAAAGCAAAGCUYCACAAACUCAAAUACCAAGAGGAUCACCUCUCACAACAUCUAGAGAAUCUCCAAACUGGAGUCCAAUUCGCUAGGCAGUGCGUAUCCAAUGGAAGUGACUGCGAAGUUUUGACUGUAAAGAAGCAAAUUGUAGCACGUCUAACAGCCCUGUCAAACAAGCCAUUUGACUCUGACCCGUGUCAAGACGAUGUGUUGGCUUUAAGAGUAAAUACAAAGAAAACAGUACGGGAYAUGAUACCAGAGCUUGCAUGGAUUGAUAGCAGCACUGCCAUGGCCUCCUUGUGUUCACUGCAGGUURUAGGCGGCGAGCCUAACAUGGUUUACACCACCUUCUGUAACCAGGGGUGUGAGUUUGUCAUCACACUUCGCAAUCACUUUGGACAACGCCUUAGGCAUGGUGACAGCAGCGUWCAUGCUGCCAUCACAGAGUGUCCAGCUGCUCAAGAAGAGGUCUGGGGAACCAACAUGAAAUUCCUGGAAAUCAUUGACAACGAYGAUGGAACAUAUAACAUGGCAUAUGUACCUUUUUACUCUGGUAAAUAUAAAAUCUCUGUUGCUGUUGAUAGGUGCCAUAUUAAGGGCAGUCCCUUUUGUUGGUAUGUAAGUCAGAAAUUAGAGAGAAUUAGUAUGCAUAAGCUUGACUUAUUAACCAAUGGAAACGACAUGAUCCAAGGCAGUUCUACAACACUUGAUGAAGUUGUCAUAGAUGGCUGGUACUGCUUCUCUUGGAGRGUCAAAUUUCGCACUCGAGAACCRUCAUCAUCUCCUUUAAUUGCAUCUGCAACAACUGCAGGUCCAAUCUGCAGAUGCUCUUCUCGCUCUAGCUCAAAAUCCUUGCCAUUAUCUCUUUYUUCUAAGUCAUCAUUCUUCUCUGGGUGUAAAAUUGGYGUAAGAAAAGCUGAAGCAAGUGGAUCAAGUAGUGAAACAACAAUUGCAUCUAGCUGUGAGAACUCUCCAUCUAGUACUGGUUCCCUGGGCGAUGACACUUGKAAGGAKGUUAAUGAAGGAAUAUGGUUCUGGUGCGAUGGGUUUUGUUACAGUCCAUCAGAUCCAACAGGUUCACCCAGCAAUAUCACCUCUUAUGAAGACGGUGACAUCUUUGUCUUGUUUCUCAACCCAAUCAAGAAAACAUUGAUUAUCUAUAACAGAGAAAGUGCUCAAARGGACUUUUUUGAGGGACUGGAGUUUCCAGUUCGCCCUCUCUUAAAAGGUUAAUAUAAUAUUGWCAAUUAUAAUUUUUGAAAGCCCUAUUUUAAAUUCAUCAAUGCAAAUAAGAGAUUGCAAUCACUAAUAUAGUACUCAUUUUAGCCCACUCCUGUAUUGUUAAA